Molecule: messenger RNA, 1228 nt
Organism: Opisthorchis viverrini
Lineage: Eukaryota; Metazoa; Platyhelminthes; Trematoda; Opisthorchiida; Opisthorchiidae
Exons: 4
Coding region: 27-752 (241 amino acids)
Source: RefSeq, a predicted model, not a curated record
GUCACUGGCGCGUCAUUCAAUAUGGGAUGGAACUUGUUUUUGAGAUGGAUAGUAACCUCAGCUCGGCACAUUUCUGUGAACGACGUGCGAGGCACUUCCUGAAGUCCGAUCAAUUUUCAGAUGCCAUCGACUACUUUCAAGCGGCUCUCGAUUCGAUGGAGGCUGCAUUAACUGAAUUGGACGAAGACGACCCAUCUCUCGUUAUUGUUAACGUACAAAUCUCCGCACUACGGAAGGACCUUGCGCGUACCAUUCUUCGGAAGCACUCAACAGAAAAUCUGCCUCUACAUCUAUCACUAGGACAGACUUCGUAUGAGGAUGGUUUGAAAUCGACUGCUGCUCCACCCAACGAUUCACCGAUCUCGAAUCAUUCAGUUUCCAAGUUAUCAAAGAAUGAUCAGCAGUCCAAGGAGGAAAUGCAAAUGUGCAUCCUAGAACUUCGUCGAUUGGUUGAUACGUUAGCAACAAAGUGCGAGGUCACUCGUUGCAAAUUGGCCGAAGAGCGCGCCAAACGCGUAGUCGCAGAGGCCGAACUCAUGGCUACUCGAUCCUACAAUUACUAUCUUCCUCAUUCGCCUGGACCCAAUGGUAUACGAGACUGGGACGCGGAACAAGCGUCUGGAGCUACAGACUGCCGCCUGUCCCCCUUCUGCUCUCCUGAGAGAUUUGUCGAGGAUCGGCCAUGUACACCUGUUGAAGUCGAUGGCAUCGAUUCACAAUCGGAUAUUUGGUUUGAUGCAAAUAACAGGUGACCGUACUUAACAUCUUGCGGACUCGCACUAUGCCACACAGGCGAUACCUGUGAUUGACUUCUAAAUUUCCCGGUGAAACUUCAAUGAGAUAUCCCGGGUUUUCAAGCGAAUACCUUUUCUCGCGUUAUUUUUGUGAAUUUCCAAAAUCCUCUCUCCAUAGCUGCCACAUAAACAAGCAUUGCAAACUGUACAGCUUCCAUAUUGUCACUCUUUUUCUCAGAAUCGGUGCAUUUCCUGUGAUUCUUGGUUACUUUUCUAACAUGUCUUGCUAAUUGUUUGCGCUUAGAAGAUUCACUGAUCAAUGCCAAGCAAUAAACUGUCUUUCAUACAUGCAUUAAAUGGUUAUUCUACUACAGAAUAGGGUUAGGUUCUUUUUCUGUGUAUGGUCCACUAGAGGAAGUUCCCAAACUGUUUCGUAGUGCUUUCUUUUGAGGAUAUCAAAGCAUUAUCCCCUCGUUCUUUCUGACCAAAAUGAC